CUCAGGCCUUACCUGGGAGGUGUCCACAUCAAAGAAGCCCUGGUAAUAGUCAAACGUCCAGAAUCUUGGCUGUGGCUUUUCUUCCCGUAGAAGCUACAAGAUAAGACUUUCAGAACCUGCCUGCUUAGCCAGGAUAAGGACAGAGGCAGGGCAUGGGGGCCCGGAGACUCACCGAUGUCUUGUCAUCCUCUCCCUCCACCUCCUCGGCUCCAUAACCAAUACCUGGUCCCACAACCACAGCCACGUGUUCCCGUGAGGUCAGCGCAUCACUUUGCCUUGUAGUGGCUGCAUCUGGGCUCUCUGCCAGAAGAUGUGUGGCUUCCUCAAACUCUACGAAGAGGCAAUAUGGGCAAAGGUGUUUGGAGUCUGAAAAGUCCUUUUGGCCCACUGCUCAUCAACCUGGGCCGUGGGUGCCUCACUGCCCUCCCCUACGGACUGAGUUUCUUCAAUUUUUGACCUAAUUUAGGUCCUGGGCAGACUUGGAGGCUCUGGUGUGCCUGUUUUCAUAGUGAUUGCAGGGAUUGAGUCCAGAAUGAACCCCAGGCUCAUCCUGGGGUCUGGGUCCCAGCUGCCUGUGGUUCUAGCCUAGGACAGUAGGAGCUCAGACCACUUCCGGGCCCCACUCACCAUGGAAGGCCAGUUCGUCAGCCGCUGCCAUGAUUCUUUAGAGGCGUCACCGCAUCGCGCUCUGUGAACAGAACUGCAUCAGUCCCACAGCCCUCCUCAGACUGAUGCUUCCGCCUCGAGUCCUGCCUGGAGCCUACCACACGGAGUGAGACCAGCUCCACGCCAGGGCCCUGCAGGUGCACCCCGCCCUCCUCACCUGAGUACCUAAGCUGGCGUGGACCGUGCUCCGUGCGCGUGCGCGCGGCCAGCCUACCCGUCAGCCCACCCUCCCCGCAACGGCAACAUCCGGCGCUAGUCCGGCUCUUAGUGGGGUCCAGUGAGAAACUACGUCCGGUGUCUUGCGCUUGCGCAGGAGCCACUCUCCAGCCCUUUUCUUCCCGGCACUAUGCACUUCCACUCGGCCAACGGACCGCCGGAAGAGGAUGGCGACAGCGGCUCCAAAGAGAUUCUGGUCCGGAGGGCGCAGUGAAGCAGGAGAAGCGGCGAGUGGUACCGCGACGGUGGCGGCAAGGCCAGGGGUGUGGGCACGACUGGGCACCUGGGCCCGCGCGCUGCUUCGGGAUUAUGCCGAGGCGUGCGGAGACGCGGCGACUGCAGCGCGUGCCCGGCCGGGCCGCGCGGCCGUGUACGUGGGGCUGCUGGGCGGCGCCGCGGCGUGCUGCGCCCUAGCGCCCAGCGAGGCGACCUUCGAGGAGGCCUUGCUCGACGCAUCAGGGUCCCUCUUGCUGCUGGCGCCGGCGACCCGCAACCGCCACUCGGAAGCGUUCUUGCAGCGCCUGCUGUGGCUGAGGGGCCGCGGGCGGUUGCGCCACGUGAACCUGGGGCUCUGCUCGCUGGUGUACGAGGCGCCCUUCGAUGCCCAGGCCAGUCUCUACCAGGCUCGCUGCCGCUACCUGCAGCCACGCUGGAUCGACUUCCCCGGCCGCGUCCUCGACGUGGGGUUCGUGGGCCGUUGGUGGAUCCUGGAGAACCGCAUGCGUGAUUGCGACAUCAACGAUGACGAGUUUCUCCACCUGCCUGCGCACCUCCGCGUCGUCGGCCGCCACCAGCUGCAUUCUGAGGCCAACGAGAGGCUGUUCGAGGAGAAGUACAAGCCCGUCGUGCUCACCGAUGACCAAGUGGACCAGGCGCUGUGGGAAGAGCAGGUGCUGCAGAAGGAGAAAAAGGACAGACUGGCGCUGAGCGAGGCCGAUUCACUGGUGCAGUCCGAGGUUUCCAGAUGAAACCCAGGGAGCCCCCGGUUUCCAGGCUCAGGCCAAAAACUGUUGGCCAGGUGCAGUGGAUGAGAAAUCCAUUCAGUGUGGUUUUGUAGGAAGCCCUUCUCGCUCUGCUUCUCGCUCUGUCUGUCCCAAUAGCUGAAGCUAAUUGAAAGCCUUUCUGGUCUUGGAGAUGGAGAAAAGCUGAAGAACUGGUCUUGACCAUGGAGCAUUUGACCGUGUUAUGCUUUAACCAUCAGAGCUACGAGUAAGGAGCCUGCACUGUGUAUGUAGCCUGUUGUAGUUGGGGGUGUACUUCAGUGCAGUGGUAGAGCACUUGUCUAGCAUGCAUGGGUUCCUGGGUUCUAUUCCCAGCACUGCAAAACUGAACACAAAUGAACUUCUGGUCUUGGAUUAUUUAUUUGGUUGGUUUUUGAGACUAGUACUCCCAUAUAGCCCAAACUGGCCCUGAAUCCUUCUGCCUCAGCUCCAGUCCACCACGGUGUACAUAGCCCAUGUAUAAGCCCUAUUCACAUGGCUGCAAAGACGUCUUG
Molecule: messenger RNA, 2377 nt
Organism: Peromyscus eremicus (cactus mouse)
Lineage: Eukaryota; Metazoa; Chordata; Mammalia; Rodentia; Cricetidae
Gene: Timm29
Product: translocase of inner mitochondrial membrane 29
Exons: 2
Coding region: 1050-1850 (266 amino acids)
Biological process (GO): protein insertion into mitochondrial inner membrane
Cellular component (GO): TIM22 mitochondrial import inner membrane insertion complex
Source: RefSeq, a predicted model, not a curated record